AUGCACUUGAAGGAACUUUUAAUAAUAUGUUCAGAACACUGCCCCCAGGAUCGUUAAUCGGUCUCGCAAACUUUGUGAGGACAUCAUUUUUUGGACCUUCACUGGCUUCCUGUUAGUUAUCAUGUUGUUUUUAAACUUAUAUUUUGUCAGUUUUCAAAUCAAUUAAUAACCUUCCACCUAGCUAUCUAGCGGACAGACUUAGUUAUCAAAGGCCUUCCAGGAACUUGUGGUCCACAUCUCAGCAGCUGUUAGAACCUCGAAAACUCACGGGGACAUGA
Porites evermanni is the source of this 278-nucleotide messenger RNA. NCBI's taxonomy places the organism in Eukaryota, Metazoa, Cnidaria, Anthozoa, Scleractinia, Poritidae. The record is from the annotation of a GenBank genome assembly.